AAUCCUCAGACAAUCAUCAUUGUUCAUUGUGGCAAUGCACUAUGUACUGCAGUUUACCCCACGAUGACAACUUAUUAUCCGCCGGAAUUACCAUAUGGUCCCAUUUGGCAAACAAGAUCAAAGCAAAACUAUAAAUAUAACUUGAUCCCCACAUCCAAAAAAACAAAACUUCGUUCUUACAUCCAUUUCGUCCUAUUUUUGAUCUUGCUUCUGACUUUGAUUGUUCUGUUAGGCGAACGCGUUCCUCUUGCUUCCAAUUGUCGUUCAAGAUUGACGACCAGCAAUACCUUCACUGCAAUCACAUCAAACACCUCAUCCAUCAUGCGUUCAUUCUCCCUCUUGUCUGCAUUAUUGUGCACUGCUGUGGCUGCUUUGCCGCAAAAUGGACCACCAUCUUCACUUUCAAUCGCAAGUUCUUCUGCAACUACAGGUACAAUGCCAUCAAAUACAUCAAUGCCUAAUUUACCCGGAAUGGGAAACGGUCCUGAAGCAUCUCCCAACUCAACCUCACCUAAUUCAUCUCAACAAUUAGGUAAUAGUACAUCACGACCAGGUUUCGUAAACAAUAACACAGUUGGUUCAUUCCCGUGCGUUGAAGGAACUGCUCCUGGUAAUCAAGUCGCUUUCAUGAGUCAAUCUUAUGCUACCGAUUGUCCUGAUGCCCUUCAACCAAUUUAUCCAUACAACAAGAUCAACAUUCGUUCGCCUGAUGACAGUAUUCGUGCAACAUUCUUACCUUAUGGAGCAUCUUUGCAAGAACUUUGGGUGAAAGAUCGCAACGGUACUUGGCGUGAUGUUGUGGUAGGGUUCGACAACACGACAAACUAUGGAACUGAUACGAUCCAUAACUACUUUGGUCCACAAAUAGGUCGUUAUGCAAACAGAAUCAAAAAUGGAACGUUUGAAAUUAAUGGAACAACAUACCAUACACCUCUGAACGAAAAUCAUAUCGAUACCUUGCAUGGCGGUAACAUUGGUUAUGAUCGUAGAGCGCAUAGUAUUGAAACUGUCAACUCAAGUGCAGUUUCAUUCUUAUUACAUGAUCCUGAUGGAUUCCAAGGAUUCCCUGGAAGUGUGAUCGCACGUGCAGCCUAUUCUCUUGACAACAAUGGAACGUUCAACAUUCGAAUGGGUGCAAAUGUUACUGAUGAUAAAUCAACCCCAAUCAUGUUAUCUCAUCACGUUUAUUGGGCUUUGCAUGGAUACACAGGAAAGAACAACACCAUCCUUAACCAUACUUUGCAUAUGCCACAAGCAGACAAAUACAUCAAAACAGACGGUAUCUUGAUCCCAACUGGAGAAGUUCCAAGUGUGAAAAACACGCCAUACGACUUCCAAACUGCACGUACUUUCAAUGAACGAUUCAAUGAAACAGAAGGAGUUUGUGGAACAGGAUGUCAAGGAUGGGAUUCAUGCUUCGUCAUGAGCGAGCAUGAUCGCAAUUCAACAAUCUUGACAUUGAGUUCUCCCGAAACCGGAAUCCGACUUGAUAUCAAGACAAAUCAAGAUGCAAUUCAAGUGUAUACGUGUGACGGAGUUUCUUCUCCUACAAAAGGUUCUCUGCCACGUAAACGUGUUCACGGCGGUGAUGGAACGUUGGAUAAAAUUUAUGAAAACCAUAGCUGUGUUGUUUUGGAAAUGGAAGAUUGGAUUGAUGGAAUCAACAACCCAGAAUGGAAACGAGAUCAAAUUUAUUCCAAAGAUCGUCCUUAUCAUUGGAGUGCAGAAUAUACCUUUUCAGCUGAAUAAGCCCUUUUCUUCUAUGUAUCCAAAUUAAAAUUGAAUCCUGUUUACCUGAU
Molecule: messenger RNA, 1799 nt
Organism: Meira miltonrushii
Lineage: Eukaryota; Fungi; Basidiomycota; Exobasidiomycetes; Exobasidiales; Brachybasidiaceae
Product: galactose mutarotase-like protein
Exons: 1
Coding region: 64-1749 (561 amino acids)
Biological process (GO): glucose metabolic process; beta-D-galactose catabolic process via UDP-galactose, Leloir pathway
Molecular function (GO): carbohydrate binding; aldose 1-epimerase activity
Source: RefSeq, a predicted model, not a curated record